Molecule: messenger RNA, 2802 nt
Organism: Penicillium verhagenii
Lineage: Eukaryota; Fungi; Ascomycota; Eurotiomycetes; Eurotiales; Aspergillaceae
Product: tetratricopeptide repeat protein
Exons: 1
Coding region: 1-2802 (933 amino acids)
Molecular function (GO): protein binding
Source: RefSeq, a predicted model, not a curated record
AUGGCCGAGUCUUCCCUUCCCGCUACGCUAAAUGGCGUUUUCACAGCACCACUUAAAGACCAAUAUGACCCUGUUCGUUUGGUAUCAAACAAUAUCGUUCCUGUUCUCGAGCUGCCUCUAGCAAAGAAGGUUUUAGGCCACGACGCUUCGGACAGUGAACUCUUAACCAAGGUUGCUCAAGCUGAGAUCUCCUUUACGACAUUCGUUGCCGACCAGGCACGCGCCGCCCUCCAAACCUCCCACGAUGACUCAACUAUUGAGCAAACACAGUCGCAGCUCCUACACAUUGGUCUGGCAGCUCUUUUCAGCUUCCUACAGUCCAACGUGACCGGCCCACCACUGGAGUUCAACUCGGCUGAAACCGUUCUCCCCGCUAAACUGAGAGGCGACGUGCCCACCAUCCGAGCCCUUCGCGCCAAAAUCAUCCGGGAUCUUUCCGUCGAUGGAGAAGCGGCCUAUAAGUUGACUCCCAAUGCGGAGUUGUUCUCCGUUGCUAAGGCACUGUUGGUGGAUGCGAACAACGAGGGCUCGGUGGUUGCAAAGACCGCACGGAUGCGCACCAACUUCCUCCAUCAGAAGAUGCUUUCAGAGGUCACCAGCACCCUGCAAGAUACGAUAUACAAGGACCUCGAGGAGCUGGUGAAGGUGGAGCUCAACUCAUACGAACUGGGCGGUUUCUUGGUGGAGCGCGCCAUUAUCAACACACACCACGGCUUCGAUGCCAAGGCCCGUGCUGAUCUUGACCAGGCGGCCCAAGUUCGCAACUUCGAGUUUGCCCUAACCGGACAGCUAGGAAAGCGGACAAAAUUCCAGGACCGGGAUCUCAGUCAGCUUGUGGUUCUGGCAAAGAGUUCCGAUGAAGAGCAAUCCAAGACUACUACCCCCUCCGGCCCUAAAAACCUGGAUUUGAAUGAUGAUACCCUCCUCGAAGCCAUCUCCUUUGCCGAUAAGAAAUCCUCAACUGUGUCCGAGGAGCUUUCUCCAGCUCUGCAAUCUGUUGAUGCCAAUAACCAGCCCAUUCUUAGUCCUGUGGACUCGGCUAUUUUGCUCGCCGUGGCAUCCGCAAUCACCAACACCGCUCCGGAGAACGGUCUCACGCGCGAGGAGACACAGCCUUACGCUGCACGAGUAUUGGAGGGUGGCAGUUCCAACUGGCAAAUUUACACUCAGGCAUUGCUGGUUCGUAGUCGUGUUGAAGGUUUCCGUUCACGUACAGUUGAGCGAUCUGUGUUGCAAAUGCAAGCUCUUGUUGAUCAAGUCAUUGCCGAUACUGCAACGAAUGACUCGGCGGCUCAACAGCCCUCGGCAGAUCCCACAACCUUCUUGCCUCGACCAGAGGUCUCCGAGUCAGCCUCUGCCUCCGAUCGUUUAGAGUACAUUUGGAUCAUGAACUUUUCCACCCGAUGGGAUCUGGAGGCCGAGCUGGCCAAGCGUUGGGUUGACUUGGGUGGUCUCCGUACUGCGUUGGAAAUCUACGAGAGACUUCAUAUGUGGGCUGAAGCAGCACUCUGCUACGCUGCCACUGACCGCGAGCUUAAGGCCAAGAGUAUGGUACGACGCGAACUCUUCGAGCCCGUGGGAGAUGAUAAGGAUGAUGAAAACGAGCUAUUUGAGGGACCAGAACUUGCAACUUUGCCCGCAGAUGCCCCGCGUCUGUUCUGUAUUCUAGGAGAUAUCGACCACGACGAGAAAAUGUACGAGCGCGCAUGGGAGGUUUCAGGCGAACGAUAUGCUCGUGCUCAACGAUCAUUGGCACGCCAUUAUCUGGGCCUAACACCGCCAAACUUGGAAAAGGCCGAGGCUGCCUACAAAAAGAGUCUGCACAUCAACCGUCUCAACCACAGUGCGUGGUUUGCUGUCGGAUGUGUCCAGCUUGAGCUUGAACGCUGGGAAGAUGCUACCGAGUCUUUUACCCGCACUGUGCAACUAGAUGAUACCGAUGGAGAGGCAUGGAGUAACCUGGGAGCUGCCAUGCUGCGCUCUUCAGCACCCGAGGAGGGUCCUGAUACCGUGACCGAUGACAGCGCCGAAGAAAAGGCCGCACUCGAAAAGGAUCCCUACAGACGCAAACGCGAAGCCUUAUCUGCGUUGCAACGUGCCGCCGCUCUGAAACACACCGAUGCACGUGUGUGGGACAACGUGUUGACCGUGGCUGCAUCCAUCCCACCGCCCGCCACACCAUUCCGCGAUGUCAUCACAGCCCAGAAACGAAUCAUCGAGCUACUUGGUUCCAAGAGUGGCGAGAAGUGCGUCGAUAUCCCGAUUCUGGCCAUGCUUGUUGAGUUCCUCACCACGGCCUUUGAGUACAAGGACUUCCUUAUCGAAUCGGACUCCGGUCCGGUUUUCCGUUCCGGUACGAUCCCGGGCCAGAUUCUCUCGCUCGUCGAUGAUAACGUUGUCCCGCUCAUUACCCACUCUUCUACAUUAUGGUUGAUCGUUUCCCGAGUUGAAAUGUUCCGCAGCCGCCCCAGCCGUGCAAUGGAAGCCCACGAGAAGGCAUGGCGUGCUACCGUUGCUUCUUGUGCGCAGGGUGCUUUCCAGAUGGGUGAUGAAAAGCCCUGGCUCCAAGUUGUUCGGGCUACUGAGAAACUUGUUCAUGAUGGGUAUGCCAAGUACGGCCCCAUGGACCGGGAAGACCAGAACUUGGAAGGUGACGCGGAGCCAGAGAUGGUUGCCAGUGACUGGCGAUUCAAGGCCAGAAGUGCUGUGCGUGGUAUCUUGGGCAAGGGCAAGGACUUCUGGGAGGAUUCAGAAGGCUGGACUCGCUUGAAGGAACUGCAAAGCGAGGUUACUGGCAAUUAG